CAGGCAGCAGUCACCUCAGAAUCAGAUUAGUUGUUUAAGAAAGUUUGUGGAUUUAGCAGGAGGACACAGCUGCCCCCUGCGCCCCAGUCACCCGCCUGCCUGGCGUGCCCGCUCCAAGGAUGACACUGGCAUUCUCCAGCCUGCAGCCAGCUGAGAACAAGCUCGGAACAGUCUCGGAGCUGAGUAUGGAGGACAUGGGCUACAUUAUGAUCGAUUCCUGCAGCAUCAAGAAAGAGGAGGAUGAUCUGGGAAAGUUCGUGGAUUUGGAUUUUAUUUUGGCCCACACUACCAGCAACCAGAGUGGGGGCAGCUCGGGCCAUGGGGGCACCUACCCCCUGCCAGAGACCCCCGAGAGCUGCAGCACCACCUAUGACAGUGACGGCUCGUACCCUGCCAGCAGGAAAUACCGGGCGGGCAGCUUUAUUGGGAGCCCCCAGCACAGCUAUGUGGCAGAGCUGCUCACCCCAGAUGUGCCCUGCAUGGAUGCACCCCCGGAGUACGGACUGAAGCCCCUGCACAGCCGCCAUUACACCGAGCUACGGGUGACCGGCCUGGAUGCCCCUCUGCACUUAUCCGUGGAGCAGAUCCAGCAGCUGGGGGCCAACAUCAAGAAGGAGAGACCCGAGCAAGCCUGCAUGCUGAGCACCCCGUCCCCCGGCUCCCCCGACUGCAUGGGCCCCAUGAUGGAGCACAAGGGGGGCGGCAUAAUGCACCUGCAGGGCCAGCUAGGGGGGCACACGUAUGUCCAGCACAGGGUCAGCCCCACAGAGGAGAUGUCCCUGAGUGACUGUCACGUUAUGCAGGACCUGCACUGCCUCCCCAUCAUGCCCACCAUGGGCCAACAGCACUACCAGCUGGCCCAGCCUUACCCCCCGCACUUUGCCGGCCAGGCAGCAGCACAGUUCCACGGACAGUUUGGUGUUUACAGGGAGCACAUGAAGGUCCACCCGGCCAUGCACGGCAUGAUCGUCACCCCUCCAUCCUCCCCAUUGCUGGAGUUCUACCCGGCCAUGAACCCCCCUGAUGACUGCAAACCCAAGAGGGGCCGGAGAUCCUGGGCCCGCAAGAGAACGGCCACCCACAGCUGCGAGUACCCUGGAUGCGGCAAAACCUACACCAAGAGCUCCCACCUGAAGGCGCAUAUGCGCACACAUACAGGUGAGAAGCCAUAUCACUGCAACUGGGAGGGCUGCGGCUGGAAAUUCGCCAGAUCGGACGAACUCACUCGCCAUUUCCGCAAACACACUGGCCACAGACCUUUCCAGUGCCAGCUGUGCGAGAGGGCUUUCUCCAGGUCCGACCACCUGGCCCUGCACAUGAAGCGACACAUGUGACACCUCAGAGACACUGCCUAUACACAGAGGACUUCAUUUCUUACAGGGGUGUAUAUAUGGCUGUACAGUUUGCUAUUUAAAGAGGCACCUGCUCAGCAGAUGACAGAGGAAAUCUAUAAAUUUAUAUAAUAUAAAAGUAUGCAGAGGAUCCGCCUAUUCCCUGCGUUUUGUACAAUAUUUGUAAUUUAGCUUCUUGCGUUUUUGUAAGGUAAAUUGAAGUUUUUACUUUGCUGAUCUGGAAGUUUCAGCUACUUUUUAUACUCUUGAUUAUACUUAAAGAGUCUAGAAAGCCGGGGGUGGGAAUUGGGGCCCAGGACUUUUGUGGGUUAUUUGUAUUUGAUGAAAGUAUUCUGAAAGCGCUGCUCUAACCCUAAUGUGCAAUUACUGUCAGUCUAAUGAGCGCUUCUCAUGGGGCGCUACAGGUAGCAGAACAGCGCCACCUAAUGGACAAACUGGAUGUGUGCACUGCAUAGAACUUUUUACAUAUUCAAGAAACGUCGCAUUAUUGCAGACAAAGGUGAUCUAUUAUUAGUUUAUUUUUUGUACAAUACUUCUUGUUUCAUCCACUAUUCUCGCUCUUUUCCCUGUGGAAGGGAAACCAGGUACCAUUGGCACUGCCUCAUAAUACAUUUUGUAAAUAUUUGUACAAUAAAACCGUGUUUGUCACUA
Pseudophryne corroboree (corroboree frog) is the source of this 2003-nucleotide messenger RNA. RefSeq names its product Krueppel-like factor 4. Gene Ontology annotation, molecular function: RNA polymerase II cis-regulatory region sequence-specific DNA binding; DNA-binding transcription factor activity, RNA polymerase II-specific. Bases 120 to 1334 code for a protein of 404 amino acids. The record is from RefSeq and is a predicted model, not a curated record. Gene Ontology annotation, biological process: regulation of transcription by RNA polymerase II. The transcript is spliced from 3 exons. Lineage: Eukaryota; Metazoa; Chordata; Amphibia; Anura; Myobatrachidae.